GUUUGAUCUGACCGACCGACUCUCCAACGACGACAACGACCCAUCCUCUCACCUCGCCCCCCUUUCCAGUUCACCUUCGAUUCCCGCUCGAGGUACAAAGUCGCAAAAAUGGGUGGUGUCACCGUUCGCGAUGUGGACGCGCAGAAGUUCAUUGCUGCUUACUCUGCGUUCUUGAAGCGUCAGGGCAAGCUCCCCAUCCCUGGCUGGGUUGACACUGUCAAGACCUCUUGCUCCAACGAGCUCCCUCCCCAGGACGCUGACUGGUACUACGUUCGUGCCGCUGCCGUCGCCCGUCACAUCUACCUCCGCAAGACCGUUGGUGUUGGCCGCCUCCGCAAGGUCCACGGCUCCGUCAAGAACCGUGGCUCCCGCCCCAACCACCACGUCGAUGCCUCCGGCUCCGUUGACCGCAAGGUCAUCCAGUCCCUCGAGAAGAUCGGUGUCCUCGAGCACGACGAGGACAAGGGUGGCCGUCGCAUUACCCAGUCCGGCCAGCGUGAUCUUGACCGUAUCGCCAAGACCACCGUUGACGAUGAGGAGGACGAGGAGUAAAUUAGUCUCCGAUUAAAAUAAUGAAAAAGUCCUGAUGUGUUCCGCCUUGCCUCUUUUUCCUUAUUUUUUUCCCUCUCGCUUUUAAGCCUCCGAGAGAAAAAUCGGGUGAAAAACGGUCGAGUACGCUUCGUCGGCAUGGAUCGAGUGGGAUUGAUGGCUAUGGACUCAGGGAGAGGAAUGAAGUUUCUUUAUUGUUGCAUAUUACAAUGUUCAAUUUCCUGAUGACUCGGGGGCCUACUACGGAGAAUCUACCAACCUUUGACUACCCAAAGACAUCCCAUCUCUCUGCUUGUUUCACAACAUAUUACCUCGUCCUCAGCCGACUCGACAGCAUCUCCUGUUUCCCCCAGAUCCAAAAUAGAGAGCACGUGUGAUAUCAACUUGAUGGAUUCAAGUAUUGGC
Messenger RNA from Aspergillus alliaceus, 954 nucleotides. Its product is annotated as 40S ribosomal protein eS19. Gene Ontology annotation, biological process: ribosomal small subunit assembly; translation. The transcript is spliced from 4 exons. NCBI's taxonomy places the organism in Eukaryota, Fungi, Ascomycota, Eurotiomycetes, Eurotiales, Aspergillaceae. Gene Ontology annotation, cellular component: cytosolic small ribosomal subunit; ribosome. The record is from RefSeq and is a predicted model, not a curated record. The coding region runs from base 109 to 552 and encodes 147 amino acids. Gene Ontology annotation, molecular function: RNA binding; structural constituent of ribosome.